Solanum verrucosum is the source of this 1173-nucleotide messenger RNA. RefSeq names its product heptahelical transmembrane protein 2-like. The coding region runs from base 1 to 1107 and encodes 368 amino acids. The record is from RefSeq and is a predicted model, not a curated record. Gene Ontology annotation, molecular function: signaling receptor activity. Gene Ontology annotation, cellular component: membrane. Gene Ontology annotation, biological process: response to hormone. NCBI's taxonomy places the organism in Eukaryota, Viridiplantae, Streptophyta, Magnoliopsida, Solanales, Solanaceae. The transcript is spliced from 4 exons.
AUGAAAAGCAUGACGAACAAAGGAACUAAGAAGAGCUCGAAAAUCAGAAAAACAGAUAUUACUGAAUCGGGAAUAUUGAAGGAGAAGAAGAUGAAUAGUUAUAAGGAGGAGGAGAAGAAGUUGAAGCGUAGAUUGAUGAAAUUCGAGGAAUUACCGGUGUAUCUUCAAGAUAAUGAGUUCAUCAGAGACUAUUAUCGUUGUGAAUGGCCUCUUAAGGAGGUAGCUCUUAGCGUCUUCUCUUGGCAUAAUGAGACUCUCAAUAUUUGGACGCAUUUGGUAGGUUUUGUGGUGUUUGUGACGUUGACGGUAACGAGCUUGAUGAAGAAGACGGCAAUGGAGACUCUGCUUGCUGGUUUCUCCAGACCGGCGGGUGUGGGACGGUGGCCGACCAUGAAGAGCAAUGGCUCAGCUGAUUCUUUUCCGGAUUCUUACACUAGUCAGAUCUCAGACCCCUCAUUUCUAGGUGCAUAUGGAGAUGGUUAUGAAGUUGCCAUAUGGCCUUGGUUUGUUUUCUUAGGAGGAGCUAUGAUCUGUUUGGUCUUCAGCUCUGUCUCUCACCUAUUUGCUUGCCACUCCCAUAAAUUUACCCUCUUCUUCUGGCGUCUCGAUUACUCUGGGAUUUCGAUCAUGAUCAUCUGUUCAUUCUUCGCUCCCGUAUAUUACACUUUCUGUUGUCAGCCACACUGGUGUCUCCUUUACCUAUCCUCCAUUACUAUAGUCGGUAUCCUUGUCAUUAUCACUCUUUUCGCCUCGGCUCUCACCUCUGGUACAUUUAGAUCAUUCAGGGCUGUUCUGUUCCUUGCUAUGGGUUUCUCAGGUGUGAUUCCUGCAGCACAUGCUGUUUCCCUCUACUUUCAUCACCCACAAGUACUCGUGGCUCUAGUCUAUGAGAUCACCAUGGGCCUUUUAUAUGCUGCUGGAGCAGUGUUCUACGUUACAAGGUUUCCAGAGAGAUGGAAACCUGGUACAUUUGACCUUGUUGGACAGAGCCAUCAAAUCUUCCAUGUACUCGUCGUUGCAGCUGCCCUCUCACAUAGCAUAGCAACUCUGGUUAUUAUGGACUGGCGUCGAGGAUUGCCACCAUGCAAUGCAGGUAUUCUUGGAUAGACUAUAGUACAUCUGCAAAUGGCAUUAUUCCCAACUCAGAAACUUCAUUACUCUUAGCUCCUAACA